AUGAAUAAAUCUAUAUAUUUAAUAUUUAUUAUUUUCGUAGUAAUUGGAGAAGUGAUUGGUCAAGUUUCACCUCCAUUUUUUGAACAAAAUCGUGUUUUCAAUUUAAAUUAUGGUGUUGAUAAAUUCAAACAAGUCCAAACCACUAAAAAUGGUGCAACAUUUUUCAACUCUAGACAAGCCAUCACUUUUAACAUUCCACCUAACAGCAACACAGUCAACACAUCGAUUCCGCUAGUAGGAAACGUAUUUAACAUCACCAGUAGCAAGGAAACUUUCUACACAUCAACAUCCAUCAACGAUCUUGUCUAUGCUUUCGGUAAGAAUACUAUCUACCUGUUAGACCCAUCACAAAACAUUCUUGCAACUGCAGCACACACAUUCAGUAGCAUUAAAAAUUCUUUUACCUAUGGAUCAAAUAUCUAUUUCAUUGUUACUUCGCCAUCCAAUCAAUUUGUAUAUUUUAAUCACGACAAUAGUUUCCUUCAAAAUAACACUGUCUUUACACCAACCUAUCAAUACAUUAAUAUGACUGGAAGUUUAACAUUCUGGUCAACAUCGAUUGCUCUUGGUAUUGAUCAAUCUAAAGGAUUGGUAUUCUUAGGUGAUUACAAUGGUAACAUUGCUAGCUUUAACUUGAAAACAAAUACACAAUUAAAUACUUUCACAAAUACUACUGUUUCAAAUAGAUUAACUGCUGCUGUUAAUACAGAUAAGAAUUUAAUCUAUUUCAUUUGUGGUAGCUUUUCUAUCACUAUGGAUGUAUUCUCCUACUCUAAUAUCUCUGUUGGUAGUCUAAUUCCAGUCGGAACCUACAAGAUCACCAAUUUCGGUGGCUCCCUCCAAGGUGGAUAUGAUUCAAGUAUUGGUGAGGUGUUCUUUACUGGAAAUGAGAAGAACCAAUACGGUCUUGCCCUUUUAGCCAUUGGAUCCAACGGAAACAAUCAAUCUUACCUUGAUUUCAACUCUUCAAGUUCAAGUAUUGAGACUAGUUCGAUCGGUUUACAAGUAGGUAGCCAAUUCCUUACCAUCUAUACUGGAGAUGAAGUCAUCCAAGUUUCCUACGAUACCGGUUGUCCAUUGGAUUGCAACAAUCGUGGUAAUUGCUUCUCUGGUACUUGCAACUGCAAUGAAGGUUAUUCCGGUAACUCUUGUGAGUUGAAGCUCUGUACUUCUUUGAACAACUGCUCGGGACACGGAACUUGCAAUACAACCAACGGAACUUGCAAUUGUCAAGGAUUGUGGAUGGGUAAUCCAUCAUGUAGUGAGCUCUCAUGCUACAUGAACUGUUACAAUCAUGGUAGCUGCAAUACCACAGACUUAACUUGUACAUGUGAUAGUGGAUACAAUGGUGUUCAUUGUCAAUAUACAACAAAUACAACAACAACUACGACUACUUCGACCUCAACAACUGGUGUUCCAACAACAACAUCCACAACAUCAACUACAACAACCGGUGGUGAUACAACAUCGUCUACUACUACUACUACUGGUACCACUACUGCUACUACUGGUAUGAGUGCCAAUUCUACUGGUGUUAUUACAACCGAAGAACAAACAACAUCUCCAUCGAUCACCACCACUGGCGACAAUAGCUCCACAAAGAUUUCAAUCAAUUACAUUCUCAUUUUCGUACUUUCACUUAUCUGUUUAUUCUCCUCCAAUCCAAACGACUUAAUAAAUUUAUUAUCAUAG
Molecule: messenger RNA, 1692 nt
Organism: Heterostelium album PN500
Lineage: Eukaryota; Evosea; Eumycetozoa; Acytosteliales; Acytosteliaceae
Exons: 3
Coding region: 1-1692 (563 amino acids)
Biological process (GO): neuron development; heterophilic cell-cell adhesion
Cellular component (GO): neuron projection
Molecular function (GO): cell adhesion molecule binding; protein heterodimerization activity; protein homodimerization activity
Source: RefSeq, a predicted model, not a curated record